CCAACUUGACCGCUACAUUCUUUUUACCCUCAGCGUCCUGUAUCAUUCAAUUUCGUAGCAGUACACUCUUUGAAAAGAGAAAACACUCAUUCACCUUUUAAAAUGCCUCCCCGUCCAUCUGAGAUAGCUGCUCAGAAGCGGAAUGCUAAAAAGAAAGAGAAAGUAGCAGCGAGACAAGUGUCUUCCGGCGCUGAGGUCGUAACCCCAGACAUAGCUGAUGACAUCGCAGAUAGCAAGCUGCAAUGGUCUUCAAAGAAAAAAGCACUGGAGCGCAAAGUCUGGAAUGAUACAACCAGCAAUAAUCGCAAGCGUGCACCAACGGUGACUGAGCUUCUGUCUGCGCCUGCAACAAAGUCAGUAAGGAAGACACUGAAAGCAGUCAAAAAGACACAGAAAGCAGUUGAAGGUGGUGGUCGUGAGAGAAGCAGUGUAGCUUCCACUCUCACAAGUCACAAUGGUGUGUCAGUUGACACCGACGACUCUGCGAGUGAAUAUGGUAUCAGCGACUCUGAAUCCAAUAAGUCAGAUGUCAAUGUGGAAGUUGAAGACGACAGUGAUAUCUCAGACUUACUGUCUAAAACCCCGGAGAAUCUUCAUGAGAUUCCGCGUUUUGUUCCACCCCGCCUUGCUUCACGUUACAGUGAUAGUUCAGCCGCUGCAUCAACGUGGGAUGAUGAUGAUCCGGCGGGCCAACUCGUCACGGUCACAGCUGACUCAGUCAAGGUCAAAUGUGAGCCUGACGAGAAGAAGAAAAGGAGCAAGCUCGAAGGACGACAACAGAUUGAGAGACCACAGUUUGCACAGCCGUCACAUGACUUAGAUGAUUCCAUCGCUGUCACAACCCCUGGACCGGAACCACGUGACACAUCCAACACUUAUGCGCCUUUCAAAUGGCCUGAGUUCACUAAUCUAGUUUACGAAGCAGACGGCCCCAUCAACCUCAAGGCUCAGAACACACGCAUACAGAUGCCUGAGGGACGGCUUAGUGCUUUCCACACUGGUAUCAAAAAGCUCGCUCAUCAAAUCGUUGUGUCUCGAUUCGCACUUCGGAGAGGUUGUUCCAAUGAGGUCGAAGAGCUCCUGAAAAGUCACAAGUAUAUUUUUCCGACUAACCAAAAUGGUAAAGUCCUUGGUGAUCAACCUUUCUGCGACGAGGCCAUGAUCGAUACGCUACAUCAGUCAUUGUUCGACAGCAAGAACUCGAUUGGAGUUCAAUCACAUGAAGAUUUUGUGUCGGUCUUAGAUGGCAAUGAUGAGCCGGAGCUCCCCAUAGCUAUGGUUGCCUUGAUUGCAACUGUUAUCUAUGCCAUACUGAUGGACUGGAGGAGCGGCAAUCCACCGUCGAGCUCUCAAGUCAAAUCAUUCAAUGCUACUGUCUACAUUAGUGUUUACAAAGCCCAUGAAGCAACCCUCACUCGGAUCUUUGAAGGCGGUAAAAAGAAGUAUCAUGCGCUGAUGGCACGGCUUUACAAGGCUGUCUGUGUGUCGGACAAUGUGUUGCUGCCAUCUGGUGCGCUGAGCAACUUCGACUACCUCGAUCUCAGUGCAAUGUCCGAGGAUUGA
This is a messenger RNA of Suillus fuscotomentosus, 1563 nucleotides long. RefSeq lists its product as uncharacterized. Lineage: Eukaryota; Fungi; Basidiomycota; Agaricomycetes; Boletales; Suillaceae. The transcript has 10 exons. The record is from RefSeq and is a predicted model, not a curated record. The coding region runs from base 103 to 1563 and encodes 486 amino acids.